CUACGACACACGCAGACUCACACAGUGAAGAAACACACUGAACCAACAAGAACGUCUCCUCAUCUGCCAUGGGAAUCUAACCACUGGGUUAUACUGUAUCUCUCAAAAAAAGGUUUUGUCAAGUAGGAUCCUUGUAGUUCCAGGAUGAAAGCUGUGGAAAUCAUUUCAGUCUUUCUGCUGGUUCUGGUCACCUCAAGUUAUGGGAAAGCACCUCGAAUCAUCACCUUAUUAGAGACAGUGGACGUACUACUGGAUCACAAUGCCACCUUCAUUUGUGAGGUGGAUUCUCGCCCGUCUGCUGAAAUUACUUGGAUGAAGAAUAACAACCCAAUAAUGUACUAUGACUCCAGGUAUAUUACCAAGGAGCAGGGGCAAAUGCUAAUCAUCCCUCAUGUACGAGAGUCAGACAGUGGAGAGUACUGCUGCAUUGCCAGUAAUGGCAUUGGAGAGCCAGCCAAGAGCUGUGGAGCGCUGCAGCUAAAGAUGAGGCCACAGAUCAAACGCCAUCCUACCAAUGUAACCCUUCUGCUAGAAUCCAAAGCAUCAUUACCCUGUGUUACUCUUGGAAACCCCAAACCGGAUGUCACCUGGCUCAAAGAUGAUGAGCUUAUCAAGGUUAGUGACCGUGUUACUAUUCUUGACUAUGGUACAUUGAAGAUCCAUAACCUACAGAAGGAGGAUGCAGGCCAGUAUCGCUGUGUGGCCAGGAAUAGCUUUGGUUUGGCCUUUUCAAAGCCUGUCACCAUAGAGGUACAGGCUCCAGCAAGAAUCCUUCGGGUUCCUAAGGAGAAGAGGGUGGCGUAUGGCAGCCAGAUUUCCCUGGAGUGUAACGCCACAGGAAAUCCAAUCCCCACCAUCACCUGGCUUGAAAAUGGGAAUACUAUCUCAGGUGCAUCAGUUGAAGAAACUUUGGCAGGAGAGGUGAUAUUGUCCGUUCUUAAAGUGACUGUGAAUAAGCCGGCUCUGUACACAUGUCUGGCCUCCAACAGACACAUUGCUGGAGCCAACACUGUCAAGGCAACUGCUAGAGUCACUGUUGCAGAGUGGAGACUUUACAAGGGCGUUGCAGGCUACUGCAGUGCGUAUCGUGGCGACGUGUGCCGUACCAUCCUGCGAGAUGAUUUGCUGGUUUUCUUUAACUCUUCCCUCUCGGAUCCUGAGGACAUGCAGGAGUACCUGGUUCAGAGCUUUUGGACUGAGCUGGAAGGACUCAGUAUGCUGUGUAGCCCGGCAGUCCGCUCACUGCUUUGCCACUCCUCUUUCCCUGACUGCAAUCCAUCAGGUUUAGGACCAGCACCUAAACCUGUCUGCAGAGAACACUGCCUGGCAGUGAAGGAGCUGUACUGCCAUAAGGAGUGGUUGGUACUAGAGGGCAGCAGUUCAGUACAGCCUGGCAUCUUCAGCUCUGCCACUGGGUCCCACACUCCCAGUUCACUGCUACCAAACUGUCAGGCCUUACCAAGUCUUCACACAGACCCUGAUGCCUGUACACAUGUUCCUUUUGUAGACAUCAACAGAGAUCAGAUCACAACAACAUGUUACAAUGACAGAGGUCGUUUCUACCAAGGCAGCAUGAAUAUGACGAGGUCUGGGAUACCGUGUCAGUCAUGGAGCCAACAGGUUCCCCACCAGCACCGCCUGUCUGUGGAAGUGAUCCCAGAGUUGAAGAACUCAGAAAACUACUGUAGGAACCCCGGAGGAAUCAGCGACAGGACCUGGUGUUACAGCUUAAAUCCCAACAUACGCUGGGAGUACUGCGAUGUGCCACAGUGUGGGGAGGCGACCAUGGUAUCAGUGAUAAAGCCAGAGUCACCAGGCCCUCGUCAGACCCCUCGUCUCCCUCCCACGGUCACGCUAUCAUCUCCAGCUUACUCCAUGUCGGUCAUCGUCAUCAUCCUGACCGCACUCGCAGCUACAGUCUUCUUCACCAUCAUCAUCCUUGCCUGCCGCAGACGGAGAAAGCAGUGGAGAAACCGGAAGAGAGCAAUGGAGACCCCAACGUUGAGCGCUCUUCCAUCAGAGCUCCUGCUGGAUCGACUCCACCCCAACCCCAUGUACCAGCGGGUUCCCCUGCUGCUGAACUCAAAGCUGCUGGCCCUCGAGUAUCCCCGCAAUAAUAUCCAAUAUGUUAGAGACAUUGGAGAGGGAGCCUUCGGACGAGUUUUCCAAGCCAGAGCACCAGGCCUGUUGCCAAUGGAGUCUUUCACAAUGGUGGCUGUGAAGAUGCUGAAAGAGGAAGCUUCAGCUGACAUGCAGAAUGACUUCCAGAGAGAGGCAGCGCUAAUGGCUCAGUUUGACCAUCCCAACAUCGUACGACUCCUAGGUGUGUGUGCAGUGGGUAAACCCAUGUGUCUGAUGUUCGAGUACAUGGCCCAUGGUGACCUCAAUGAGUUCCUGCGUCGCCGAUCUCCAACCCAAUCAGUGCGCACCCUCAGCCGUGCCAGCCUGUCAGGUCGCAGUUUUUCCUCUGAGCUGGAGGCGGGACUUCUCUCGUGUACUGAGCAGCUGUCAAUUUCCAAGCAGAUAGCAGCAGGAAUGGCGUACCUAUCAGAACGCAAGUUCGUCCAUCGUGACCUUGCAACCCGGAACUGCCUAGUUGGAGAGGAAAUGGUGGUGAAGAUUGCAGACUUCGGUCUCUCAAGAAACAUCUAUUCAGCUGAUUAUUACAAAGCCAACGAGAAUGAUGCCAUCCCCAUUCGCUGGAUGCCCCCAGAGUCUAUUUUCUACAACCGCUACACAACUGAGUCAGACGUGUGGGCUUAUGGUGUGGUGUUGUGGGAGAUUUUCUCCCAUGGGAUGCAGCCGUACUAUGGUAUGGGUCACGAGGAGGUUAUUUACUAUGUGAGGGAUGGUCAUAUCCUCUCCUGUCCUGAGAACUGUCCUCUGGAGCUGUAUAAUCUGAUGAGGCUUUGUUGGAGCACACACCCAUCAGAUAGGCCCAGCUUCAGUAGUAUACAUCGAAUAUUGGAGCGUAUGCAUCAAAACACACUGAGCAUGAAUACCGACACUGAGGCUGACUGCUAACCUGGCUGGGGACUUUUUUACAAUACAAUGUCUGUCCCUUAUGACUUAUGUACUGAUUUGGUGUCUGAAAACACACUUUAAAUCAACCCUGACACUGAGCAUAGAAUACACAGUAUACCCAAACAGUAAAAAGCUUUUACCAAUUCUCUUUUCAGGGAGUUUUUGUAUCAUAAACACUUUUCAUAUCAAAUAAUAUAUCAUAUUUUAGUAAUUUGCAUAUUGCUUCAGUUCAGGAGUUGUUUAUAAGGAACCCAUCACUCCUGAUCAUUUAUCAGCACAUCCAUCAGACAGCUCUGCUUUAUUUUUGAAAAACAUGAAAUGAAUGUAUGAACAGACUCUUGAUUUGAUCCCUGACCCCAGAGUCUUAAUCUCUGGAGACAUUAAGCCACUAACCAUGCAGAUAGCCCUUUAACUAUUUUAGAUCACUUACUUGCAUUUACAUACUUACUU
Molecule: messenger RNA, 3474 nt
Organism: Larimichthys crocea (large yellow croaker)
Lineage: Eukaryota; Metazoa; Chordata; Actinopteri; Sciaenidae
Gene: musk
Product: muscle, skeletal, receptor tyrosine kinase
Exons: 17
Coding region: 145-3024 (959 amino acids)
Biological process (GO): cell surface receptor protein tyrosine kinase signaling pathway; protein phosphorylation; positive regulation of kinase activity
Cellular component (GO): signaling receptor complex; plasma membrane
Molecular function (GO): transmembrane receptor protein tyrosine kinase activity; Wnt-protein binding; ATP binding
Source: RefSeq, a predicted model, not a curated record